GCUGCCGUAUUGAAAGGGAUUGGGAAAUUGAUGUGCAGUACAUCGAUGCCUGGCGACAUGAAACUCCUUAGUAGUAUUUUCCUGGCACUGCUUGUAUGGUCCAUUCACCAGGAGACAGGAGCUUUCGACUUGUCCGGCCCAAAAACCUACCAGGUUCUGAUAGGAUCUGACGUCGUCCUCAGGUGCACCUUUAUUGUGGACCAGCUUCCUGUAGACACAAAAUUUCUAGCCAUACAUUGGUUUUUCAUGGGUAAACAGGUUCUAACGUAUGACAACGUGCUAAACGUUUCUCGGCUGGGACUGUCCAUGGACCUCCAGGCUGCUCUUAUGGGGGAUGCAUCUCUGAGAAUAUCAAAAGUGAAGAUUUCAGACAAAGGUGUAUAUAAGUGUCUGGUCGUAUACAGCCCUCACUCCAAGAUGAAGGAGAUUACGCUGGACGUACAAGCUCGUCCAUCAGUGAAAGUAGUUGCUAAAUCUGUGAGUAGAGAUGAAGAGAACAUGCUGCAUUGCUCCAUCACCGGAUUUUACCCCUUGGACAUCACCAUCGCCUGGCUCUGGGGGGCUGAGGCCAUAGACACGUAUGUAACAUACAAGCCUCAUAGACAGGAGGAUGGCACGUACAGUGUGAACAGCACAGUGGUCAUAAUCCCCACCGAUGACAACUGGAAUGAGACUAUUACCUGUAAGGUCACUCACCCGUCCGUGCAGUAUUCUCUCCUGGAAACUUUCCGGCUGACACUGAGAGAAGGGUCUCUGGACUCGUCUUGUGUCUCCAUCCUAAGUCUACUCAUUGGGGUCCCAAGCGCUGUCUUCCUGGUGGCCGCACUGGUGACAUGCUGGAUAUGGAGGACGCCAGUUUGUAGACGAGAGCCCCAUGCGGACGACGAUGAUGAUGAUGAUGAAGAAGCACCCCGUCCUUCACAGAACAGACAUUCACGAUGCAGCCAAAUGUUUUGCCGAUCUACAGAAGAAGAAAUAUCUGCGUCAACAGAGAAAAAUUCUUUAAGAAUGUCACAAGACGAAAGACCUUCACCUCCAGUGCCACCACGAUCAGGAUGUUAA
This is a messenger RNA of Bufo bufo (common toad), 1062 nucleotides long. RefSeq names its product natural cytotoxicity triggering receptor 3 ligand 1-like. The record is from RefSeq and is a predicted model, not a curated record. The transcript has 5 exons. Lineage: Eukaryota; Metazoa; Chordata; Amphibia; Anura; Bufonidae. Gene Ontology annotation, biological process: T cell costimulation; positive regulation of T cell proliferation; cell surface receptor signaling pathway. The coding region runs from base 31 to 1062 and encodes 343 amino acids. Gene Ontology annotation, cellular component: external side of plasma membrane.